This is a messenger RNA of Syzygium oleosum, 871 nucleotides long. RefSeq names its product 21 kDa protein-like. The record is from RefSeq and is a predicted model, not a curated record. The transcript has a single exon. NCBI's taxonomy places the organism in Eukaryota, Viridiplantae, Streptophyta, Magnoliopsida, Myrtales, Myrtaceae. Bases 32 to 667 code for a protein of 211 amino acids. Gene Ontology annotation, biological process: negative regulation of catalytic activity. Gene Ontology annotation, molecular function: enzyme inhibitor activity.
AACCAGCUCACGCACACAAACAAACGUAAACAUGGCCAAAGCAAAUCCAUCUCUCUCCUUCCUCUUCCUCCUCCACGCCCUCUUCUUCACAACCCUCCUCGAACCGUCGAGCUCGCAGCCAGCGGCGGCUCCCAACACGGACUUCAUCAAGUCCUCCUGCAGGUCCACCCGCUACCAGGCGCUCUGCGUCCAGUGCCUCUCCGGCUACGCCGCCUCCGUCCAGCAGGACCCCCGCCAGCUCGCCCGGACCGCGCUCCAGGUCAGCCUUGACCGGGCCCGCGCCACCUCGUCCUAUGUGGGGCAGCUGUCCCGGUUCCAGGGCAUCACGCCCCGGGAGUCCCAGGCCGUGCGGGACUGCGUCCAGAACGUGGGCGACAGCGUGAGCUGGUUGAGCCAGUCGAUAGACGAGCUCGGCCAGAUGGCAAGCCAGGCAGCCACGGCGGCAGAGGCGUACGACUGGCACAUGAGCAACGUGCAGACGUGGGUGAGCGGCGCCCUCACCGACGAGAACAUGUGCCUCGAUGGGUUUGCAAGGCUGGGCAUGGACGGGAGGGUGAAGAGCUCGGUGAGGGGGCAGGUGGUGGAGCUGGGGCAGGUGCUGAGCAACGCCCUGGCCCUCGUGAACAGGUUCGGGUCGAGGCACCGUGGGGCCAAAGGGCAGCCCUAGAUCUGGGAAUCACGGUGGGAAGCCAUGGUCAGGGUCGAGACUGAAAGAAUGAUAGUUCUGAGAUAGGGUGUAAAUGGUGAUGAGAAAGACAGUGUUUAGAUAUGAAAACAUAUGUAGGAACGUGAGUUCUGCUGUUGCUGUCCCAUGUUUAAUUUUCUGGAUGUAAGAAAGUUUUGUGAAAUAUGUGAAUGCAAGAAAAAUGAU